Messenger RNA from Batrachochytrium dendrobatidis JAM81, 621 nucleotides. RefSeq lists its product as uncharacterized. Gene Ontology annotation, molecular function: transcription coregulator activity. The record is from RefSeq and is a predicted model, not a curated record. NCBI's taxonomy places the organism in Eukaryota, Fungi, Chytridiomycota, Chytridiomycetes, Rhizophydiales. The transcript is spliced from 4 exons. Gene Ontology annotation, cellular component: mediator complex; core mediator complex. The coding region runs from base 1 to 621 and encodes 206 amino acids. Gene Ontology annotation, biological process: regulation of transcription by RNA polymerase II.
AUGAAUGCCAUUGCGUCUGCUAAGCACAAAUCAUUGGCAAGAUCUAAUAUAGACUCGUCUGCUGCAGACAUGGACAAAGUAUCCGCCCCAUUGGCGGUACUAGAAAAGCUCAAGACAUUGGAUAUCCACUUGCAAUCUUAUCGACAGAGUGUCGAAUCGCAUCAGAACUUGGUUUUGCAGGUUCAAGCUAUGAAACAAGACUUGGAUAAUCGAAACAAGAGUGUAUUAAUGAAAAUGAAACGACUGCAUCAAGCUCAUGAAGGUCUUGAUUCUGUUUUAGCCAAUGCUCGCUAUAAGCAAAAGUUGAUGCACAAGGCCAAUCAAGGAUCGAUUGAUUUUAAUGAGUUGUUGUCGUAUGCUCAACGAGUAUCAAAGCAUACCAUGUCACCUAUUAACCCCAAUACGUGGGUCAUUGAACCUCCAAUUCCACAAGACAGUCAUAUGCGCAUGAGUCUUUUGUUUCGACAAGAUCAAUUGCUUACCGAAAAGACGGUUCAAGAUGACGCAAGCAAUGCUGGAGAUCAUACAAUGGACUUGGAUUUGUUGAGCCACGAUUUGCCCGAAUCUAGUGAUCAUGAUGCUAUGCAUGCUGAAACACUAUUGGAUCUAGACUUUGAAUGA